Prunus armeniaca (apricot) is the source of this 387-nucleotide messenger RNA. Lineage: Eukaryota; Viridiplantae; Streptophyta; Magnoliopsida; Rosales; Rosaceae. The record is from the annotation of a GenBank genome assembly.
AUGUCAGCCCUAUAUUACAAAAUAACAAACCAGUUGCAGGUCAAGAACAGAGGAAAGAACUACGUGUGGCUUGAUCCCUCAGUAAGGGGCAUUUUGGUCAUUUACGACCCACAGAUACCAGGUGUCAGUUUUAAACAAGUUUCGACCCGGAUUCCAAAGUGGAAAUUGGGUCAGGUCAUUUCACAGCUCUUCUGCAACGAGGUAGCCGCAGUAUGCAAAUCAAGCAAGGCCUACCGUUUUAAAGAAAAGAAGCAGCAAUUGCAGGGGGGUCAAUUGACCCCCUUUGCCCCAAUGUGGAUCUGCCACUGCGAGCAGGAAAUUUCCAAUACUAAUGCAAACAACUGCAAGCAGCAAAAGUAUAGCAAUCCCAUGAUGAUAUUGACAUGA